Messenger RNA from Oncorhynchus nerka (sockeye salmon), 3783 nucleotides. Its product is annotated as leucine-rich repeat-containing protein 4-like. Gene Ontology annotation, biological process: modulation of chemical synaptic transmission; synaptic membrane adhesion; postsynaptic density protein 95 clustering. The record is from RefSeq and is a predicted model, not a curated record. Gene Ontology annotation, cellular component: glutamatergic synapse; plasma membrane; postsynaptic density membrane. The coding region runs from base 428 to 2491 and encodes 687 amino acids. Gene Ontology annotation, molecular function: protein binding. NCBI's taxonomy places the organism in Eukaryota, Metazoa, Chordata, Actinopteri, Salmoniformes, Salmonidae. The transcript is spliced from 2 exons.
UUAGCUUAACCCACACGGCCUGUACUUUCCCACCGAGCCUGUAGUCUCUACACGCUGCUCCACUCCGCUCCGCUCCACUCCGCUCUGCUCCACUCUCACCACGGGCUAAUAGGAGACAUCUUGUUCCAUUGGUUAACACAGGGACAUUACCACCACAUUCCAGAAGAAGCAGAAGAACUGCAAUUAAAUAUAUUUUUCACUUUUCGGAUUUUCCAUUGAAGUGAACUACACGGCUGUGGUUUGUGAUUGGUUUUUCGUAGUAUUCGGAAAGGAAGAAGAAACAGGCCAUUUCAGAACUAAUGAGCGUCUCCCAGUCGCGUCGAUGGCGUGGCGAGCCCUGUCCUUGUUCCAGCCAGGGUAGGAGGGUGGUGUGUCCUCCUCUAGCGUCUGUCUCCCCCCACCAUGCUGAAAAAGACUCCUCCGAACCAUGAGUCCUGUGGGCCAGGUUUCUCUGCAGCCCACCUGGAACGCAGCCCUGCUCACCCUGCUAGCCCUCACCAUGGUGCCAGCUCUCAGUUUGUACCAGCCUGUCGGCCUGGGUGCUCCCUCUAACCCCCAGAACUGCCCGGCGGUGUGCUCCUGCACCAACCAGCUUGCUAAGGUGGUGUGUACGCGCCGUGGCCUGGUCAGGGUGCCCCCCGGGAUCCCCACCAACACCAGGUACCUCAACCUGAUGGAAAACAGCAUCGAGACCAUCCAAGCUGACACCUUCAGACACCUACACCAUCUUGAGGUGCUGCAGCUGGGCAGGAACGCCAUCAGGCAGAUUGAGGUGGGGGCCUUCAAUGGCCUGACCAGCCUCAACACCCUGGAGCUGUUUGACAACAGACUGACGGGGAUCCCCAGCGGGGCCUUUGAGUACCUGUCCAAGCUGAGGGAGCUGUGGCUGAGGAACAACCCCAUCGAGAGCAUCCCGUCCUAUGCUUUCAACAGGGUGCCCUCUCUGAUGAGGCUGGACCUGGGCGAGCUCAGGAGGCUGGAUUACAUCUCUGACGGGGCAUUUGAGGGCCUGCAGAACCUCAAGUACCUGAAUCUGGGGAUGUGUAACCUUAUGGAGAUGCCUGUCCUGUCACCCCUGACAGGCCUGGAGGAGCUGGAGAUGUCUGAGAACACUUUCCCUGAGAUGAAGCCUGGCUCGUUCCGUGGCCUGUGCUCCCUACAGAAACUCUGGAUUAUGAACUCUGGGAUCACCGUGAUUGAGAGGAACGCUUUCGAUGACAUUACGGCACUGGUGGAGCUGAAUCUAGCCCAUAAUAACCUGUCGUCUCUCCCCCAUGACCUCUUUGCCCCGCUGCAGUACCUGGUGGAACUUCAUCUCCACCACAACCCCUGGAGGUGUGACUGUGACGUGGUCUGGCUGUCCUGGUGGCUCAGGGAGUACAUCCCCACUAACUCCACCUGCUGCGGCCGCUGCCACUCCCCUGCCCACAUGAGAGGACGAUACCUGGUGGAGGUGGACCAGACCACAUUCCAGUGCUCUGCUCCCUUCAUCCUGGAUGCUCCCAGGGACCUCAACAUCUCUGCAGAGAGAGUGGCUGAACUCAAGUGUCGUACAGCCUCCAUGUCAUCGGUCCGAUGGCUGCUUCCUAAUGGGACCGUUCUGACCCAUGGCUCGGCUCACCCUCGGAUUUCUGUCCUUAACGACGGAACACUCAACUUCUCCAACGUUCUGCCAUCGGACACAGGCGUCUACACCUGCAUGGUGACUAACAUGGCGGGAAACUCCAAUGCCUCGGCCUACCUGAAUGUCAGCAACGCCGAACUCAACACCUCCAACCUGUCCUAUUUCACUACACUGACCGUGGAGGUGCUGGAGCCCACCGUAGAGGAGAUCCCCAAACCCAAACCCACCAUCCCAGCCUCACCCUCCGUGUUCCAGCCCGUCUUCAUCUCCACACCCACUGUGUUGCUCCAGAACACCCAGACUCCCCGCCAGAUAUCUCUCCCCACGGCCCGUGGCCCCAUCCACCCUCCCCCCAGCCUGGAUGAGGUCAUGAAGACAACCAAGAUCAUCAUUGGCUGCUUCGUUGCGGUGACACUCCUGGCUGCUGCCAUGUUGAUUGCCUUCUACAAGCUGCGUAAGCGGCACCAGCAGCGGAGCACGGUGGCAGCGGCGCGGACCAUCGAGAUCAUCCAGAUGGACGAGGAACUUCCCCAGGUUCCAUCGGCCAGAUCAGGUUCUAGCGGGUCUGAGGAGACUGGGCUGGCUCUGCCCAUGUUACUGGAACACAACAGCACCGUCUUCAAUAAGGAAUACAUCUCGUCGUCCUCAUCGUCCUCCCACAGAGACAGGGACAGACACAGAGACAGGGACAGGGACAGAGCUGCCUACGGGGCUCACUGGACCCAUAACAACCUGGGAAACUCCCUGCAUCGCUCCUCCAGCCGCCAGUAUUAUCAGCAGCACCACAGCCUCAUCAGCACCAUCGCAGAGCCGUACGUCAUUAAGCCAACUCACACCAAGGAGAAGGUCCAAGAGACCCAGAUCUAGGGGACUCAUGCUGGCCUUACUGUGGAUCUAGCUGUGUGGAUCUAACUCAGUGGAUUUCUAUAUGUAUCUGACUUUACCCCUUCCUCUUCUCCUUUUCUCUCUGCUCACCAGUCCAUGCAAUAGAAUGCACAAAGAAGACAGUAACUUUAUUUUGUACAGAGUGCAAAAUAGAGACAGUUUUUUCUCUCUUGUACAUGCUUAUACAUAAAUAUAGAAAUAUAAAAAAUAUAAAAUAAAUAUACUAUGAGGACGGUGGUGGAAGAUUAUAUUUAAAAAAAUAAAGUACAAUUUAAACUAUUUUCUAAUAACUUGUAACUUGCUAUUUAAAAAUGAGAGAUGUUGAGAUGCAGUGGGGGUAGCCUAUAUGAUGAUUGAUUGAGGGAGCUGUCUUGAGGAAGACUGUUCUGUUUGUUAUUUUGACCAUUUAGAAUGCAGUAAAACCCCUUUAUACCCACACCAGUUUAUAGAACAACAAGCCCUAACAUCAGAUCAGUCUCCACAGGUUAAGCUUGUUAAAGCACCAAUUCGUACUGUGCCAAACGUUGCAAUAAAAGACUGGAAGAUUAAGAAAACCAACAGCCACAACCAAGCAAAAUCUUGACAGAGAGUCAUUUGUCGAGGGAGAGCUGUGGAGAGAAGAGUGUAGAUUUUGCUGUUCAGUCGCUAUCAGCCAAAUGUUUUCAGACUGCAGUGGAUUUCUGCAGCUAAGGUUUAACCCUUUGUUUAUCGGAGCGAAGCUACACGUCUUUCUAAAAGCAUCUAUUUUUUAUGUUACUGAAUCUAAACCCAUUUAGUAUGAUUGCAUUUGAUUUAUCCCAGGUCCCCUUGGCUAAGAUGAAGGACAGGCUAUUUUGAAUGGUGAUUUGGUGUGAUUACUUCAUGCAGAUUUCAAUUGCAUAAUGCAUUAUGUUUUAUAUUUAUUUUCCUUUCCUUGGGUUGCGCCAUGCUUCUUAAUAGCAUUUGUAGUGUUUUGGGUUAAUGUAGUGAUGCAUUAAAGCAGUUAUUUGCCUGCUCUCUGUAAGAGCUCUUCUAUUGGUAAUCCCUCACUGAUACCGACAUGUGGUGCAGAACGACUGGGGUUUGCUGACCGAUCUGCUUUUGAAAGAAAAAAAGGAGUGGUGUUGAAAUGAAAUGAAUGUCUGGACAUUGGGCUUGUUUCUCUGUGGACGUAAUUGAAACAGUGAAAUCGUUUUUUUUAUUUUCCUUACUGUAGGUAUUAUUUCGAGCAUUAUGGGGAGGCUAUAAGGAUGCAAAAAUAAAUAAAACCUUUGGUUUGUAUUUCUCUACUCGGA